AUGUUAGAAUCAUUUGCUAAAGGAGACUCCAAAAUUCCUGGUGAUGAAAAUUUAUCCGAAACAAAAGAAAAAUUGCAGCAGCAAUCAAAAUCAGAUUCAGUACUAUUAGUGAAACCGAGUCCAUGUAAUGACAGUGAGCAUCCACUGGAAUUCACUUAUGUGUUUUCUUAUUUUGUACGUCCACAAGGGAAAUUUGAUCCAGAAGAUUAUGCUUCAUAUGUUCAACCAGUGGCUUCAUUCAAUUCCGUGGAACAGUUCUGGAAUACAUAUUGUUUCUUGAAACGUCCUGCUGAUAUCACUGAAAAAGUAGAUUUUCACAUGUUCAAAGAAGGCAUCAAACCUGUUUGGGAAGAUGAGGCUAAUCGAAAGGGUGGUAAAUGGAUUUUGCGUUUGAAAAAGGGUUUUUCAUCGAGAAUUUGGGAAAAUUUAAUAUUAGCAAUGAUUGGCGAGCAGUUUCUUGUUGGUGAGGAAAUCUGUGGUGCUGAGGAUAUUGUUUCGCUGUGGAAUCGCACAGCAGAUAAUUUGGCGACGACAAACCGUAUUCGUGAUACCUUGCGACGGGUUUUGAAUCUACCUCCAAAUGCUAUUUUGGAAUACAAACGUCAUGACGAUUGCUUAAAGGACCAAAGCAGUUAUCGUCAUACAAAUGUGGAUUUGCCGAGAAGAUAA
Acanthocheilonema viteae is the source of this 669-nucleotide messenger RNA. Lineage: Eukaryota; Metazoa; Nematoda; Chromadorea; Rhabditida; Onchocercidae. The record is from the annotation of a GenBank genome assembly.